Polychytrium aggregatum is the source of this 2250-nucleotide messenger RNA. RefSeq names its product RWD domain-containing protein. Gene Ontology annotation, biological process: positive regulation of proteasomal ubiquitin-dependent protein catabolic process; protein polyubiquitination; ubiquitin-dependent protein catabolic process. Bases 229 to 2079 code for a protein of 616 amino acids. The record is from RefSeq and is a predicted model, not a curated record. Gene Ontology annotation, cellular component: ubiquitin ligase complex; cytoplasm. Gene Ontology annotation, molecular function: zinc ion binding; ubiquitin protein ligase activity; ubiquitin conjugating enzyme binding. The transcript has 3 exons. NCBI's taxonomy places the organism in Eukaryota, Fungi, Chytridiomycota, Chytridiomycetes, Polychytriales.
GACAAGCUUGCGGCGUGGCGGAUGCUGGGGAGCCGAUGCAGCGAAUGUGAACGACCGAGACGCUGUGUCUUGGCCAAAUACGAAGAGGGCAUCGGCAGGGAUGUCCAUGCUGGUAUCUCGGGGGUUGUUGGGCGUGAUGCAGGGACGUCGCGGAGGGGCAGCCGGAGAUCUUGAUGCGACGAGACUCGGACGGAGAACCGAGCGACGGCCGAAGCGGUUAGAUGCGAAAUGCAGCCGAGACGCAGCGAUGGUGGGUGCGGUGGCUGCGAUGCGAUACGAUGCGAUGUGGCAGUUGCGGUCCCAGAGGCAGGCCAGAGCGACAAUGUCGUCCAAGGCCAAGCGCAGCCCCGAGACGAGACAGGUCGGGCAUGCGGCUGGCUUGGGGCGUUGUUCGCCGAAAGGUCCUCUCUUUGCCCAUCGCAGCCGCCGGCCGAUCCGCCAGCCUAUCCACAGCCGCACUCCGAUCCGGCAGCCUCUUUCGCAGCCUCGAUGAACUUUGAGGAUCGCAGCGAGUCCCAGCAGAACGAAAUCCUGGCCCUGGAGGCCAUAUAUGACCAGGACCUCAAGCGAUCACUGGAUGGCACCAAGGAAAUCUUCACCGUCAUUGUCCGCCCUGACUUGCCCGAGUCCGUGCUGCUCUGUCCGGCUCCCGAAUCCUCCCCCAGCCCCGACGUCAGCGUUGGCCCCACGGUCGCGCAUCUGCCGCCCAUCCGCCUCCAGUUUAGCUUCCCGCAUGGAUAUCCAGAGAGUGACCCGCCAGAGCUGAAGAUCUCCUGCUUUUGGAUGACAGAGUCGCAAAUUGAUGGCUUGAAAAAAUCUCUGCUGGAGCUCUGGAGCCAUGAGCGAGACUCGAUCAUAUACACGAUCGUCGAGUAUAUUCGGUUCAAUGCUCUCUCUUUUGUUGCGUUCGAUCCAGAGUCAAACCCGGCCAGGCUGUUUCUUCCUCUGCAGCAAAGUCAAGGUGCUCGCUCUCGAUUGAGCGACCACCAGGACGACCCUGCUAACUCCAACGACGCCAGCGUCGAUAGGACUCGAGUCGAUAUCAGCCAGCCCGCGGCCGACCAGCUGGAUCGCGACAUGCUCGGGGAGCUGAUGCAGUUUGAUCUCAUCGAAAGGCGGCGUGUUUUCGAUAACACCACCUUCAAAUGCGGCAUAUGCCUCGACUACUUCUCUGGGUCAAGCUGUCAACAGUUUCGAGCCUGCCAGCACGUUUUUUGCAUCGAGUGCCUGCAUGGCUACAUGAUGGCGAUUAUGAAGCAGUCUGCCGAAACUUGCCAGCGCAUCAACUGCCCGGAUCCUGACUGCUUCAAAUCAAGGUCCCGCGACGAGCCCGAGGACUACGAAACGAUCGGGGCUGUCGUUGGUCCGAUUCGACUACGGUGGCUCAAGACCAUUCGCGAGAAGGAGACCGCCAUCAAGACCGGACUGGUUCCGAGAGCAUGUCCUCGACGAGGAUGCGGGACCGUCAACUACCAGGCCAAAACAACCAAGCUCGUUGAGUGCAGCCGCUGCAGAUUUCCGUUUUGUGGAUACUGCGGACUGACCUAUCACGGCAUCGCCAACUACUGCCCUUCGGAUCCCGAGUAUCUGUUACAUAUGAGCCAAGUGCAGGAAGCUGUCGAGCUCAAGGCCGCCGUGAGAGACCUUGGCAAGAGCGCCGAAGAGUACCUCGAGUUUCUGGAGCAGGCCCGCAAAUUCAAACCUGCGUCGCGGGGUCCGAAACCAGCAAGCGAAAGUAACCCGAAUCCCGAUCCAGAUGAUGCCGAUGUCCGAAUUGCCGAGGUUCGAGAGCUUUUGGAACCCUGGAACGCUGCUUCAGAGAAAGAAAAGGUCGGGCUGAUGAAGCAACAGCGUUUCAUUGAUCUCCGAGCGAAGAUUCGCGAAGUUAUGGAGGACAGGCUGUCGAUGACGAUUGUGUUGGCGUCAAGUCGGCAGUGCCCGGGCUGUGGAGCCCGGAUUCAAAGGACAGAGGGCUGCCCACAUAUGACCUGUACAAUGUGCUUCAGCGAAUUCUGCUACGUUUGCGAGGCCCCGUACGGCAAGUGCCGGGGAACAUGUCGAGACAAAGGAAUGCCCUAGUCCGCACACUGGGCCCUGAUGAAACGUGGCCUGCCGUGACGGCUAGGGCUGAUCAUGGCCGCAGCUCCUGAACAGCGCUCGUUGAUAGUCCCUUUUUGAUUCGCCAUCGUCAUAUCGAUCGCCAUCGUCAUAUCGAUCGCCAUCAUCAUCUUGCUGCCCCAGCCGUUGUUG